Messenger RNA from Paramecium tetraurelia, 2340 nucleotides. RefSeq lists its product as uncharacterized. The record is from RefSeq and is a predicted model, not a curated record. NCBI's taxonomy places the organism in Eukaryota, Ciliophora, Oligohymenophorea, Peniculida, Parameciidae. The transcript is spliced from 3 exons.
AUGUUUAUAGAAAUAGACUGUACAAUAAUAUUUGAUGAGAAAGAUGACAUUCCUUUUCAAAUAGAAUUAGAAGAUUAAAAAAGUAAAUAAUAUCAUGCUUUCCCACUAUCACUUGAUAAGUUUGGAAUCCUCCAAUUUAUAUCGCAAACUCAAUAGCUUCAGCUCUAGAAAAAAAUAGAAUAUAUGAAAAAAUAUAUCGAUUUUGUUUAACAACCACUAGAAAAUACACAAAGAAUAACACAAAAAAUAUAAAAAAACAUAGAAGAUGUUUUACCUACCGAUAUUUUUGGUCCGAAAUCUCUCUAACCUAAUGCAGGUUAAUAUGGCUUUUAAAAAGAAUUUUGCACUAAGAUAAUAUAGCCAAAACAAGAAUAGAGUAGUUUAUUACCUGGAUCAAAUGUUGCGAUACUAAUUUAUUAAAAUGAAGAUUUUGAAAGUUUAAAUCAUCAGAUGGAGGUAUAUAACAAUCAAUACAAAGUAAAACCAAUCGUAUUAAUAAAUGGUAAAUCUGCAUUUAAGAAACUAAUGAGGUCCAAAGAGGACUUUUUUCUAAAUUUUUAUUAAACAAAAUACCUUCCUUUUCAUUAAAAGUUUAUGACAUCGACCCAUCAUUGCAUCUAUUUUUAAAUUAAAGGUUAAAUAGGCUAUUAUUUUGUUUUCGCAAGAGAACUAAACAAAUUAGAUCUGAUUAAGUGGGUUUAUUAAGGGAUUCUAAAAUUGAUUUAACCAAAGUUUGUUGCGAUUGCAUCUAGUAACGAAAUUUUUAGUCAAGAAAUAAAUAUCAUAUAGUUGUUUGAAAUUUUGGCAAAGGAACCUAAAUAUUUUGGAAUUUAAUGUUUUAAAAAAUUAAGUUAUAAAGGGAGAUUUUGGAACACUUCAUAAGGAAAUUUUGCAGACAUCGCUUUUAAAAUAGACUCCAUGUUUAAAAUUAAAUAAUUUCAUAAUCCCCUUUCUUGCAUUUAUUAAUGGGAGCGAAUAGAACCUACAGUUGAUGAUUAUAUACGUAUGCUUGAUAAUGAAUAGAUCGAUAAUUCAUGGGCUUUAGGAUAUAAUUCAAUAUUACCUAGACUUAUGAAUGAACAUUCAGGUAAAGAAUUAAAAUUUAUUACAUAAUGCAUUGUUGAAUAAAAAUUUAAUGAAAACUAAUUUGAGAAUGUAUUCAAUUAAUUUUGCCAAUACAAAAGGAAUAUCAAUGAUUAACUGAGGAAAUGCAGAUUCCAUUUAUUUAGAAAUGUGUUCCAAUGGUUUAUUGCAAAAAUCUAAGUUUUCCAUAAUUACUUUGCGAUUUCAAUAUGUCUUUUCUUUUCAUUUUAAUGUCCGUAUCAAUUAAUUUAUAACUUGCUUGAUGAAUCCGUUGGAUAUACUGCUUUAGCUGUUGCAUUGCCGAUUCUCUAUUCCAUUAACAUUUUGUUAUUCCUCCUACUAACCCAGCUCUAUCAUUUUAAUGACAAAAUCAUUGAGAAAGGUUAUUAAUAAGAAGUUGCCUUGAUGGGUUAAAAGAAUGAAAAACAGGAAUUUAGUUUUAAAACAGUAAAUUCCUCUAAUAUUGAUAUUAUGCUUAUGUAAGAAUAGAAUGAAUACAAUAUAAUUAAUUUUGAAAUCCAAGAGGAUGAAUAUAUUGAAAAGGGAACUAAGGAAAUAAAGAAGGAAUAGAUGAAAGAAAAUGAACUUUUUUAUUUGUAUAAAUUUCCUUAAUUGAAAUACAUAAGUUUAUACAUGGGCUACAUAAUUGAAACUUAAAAUUAUUUAGAUUUUGGAGUAGUACUAUUUAUUUACGCAAAUUUGAUACUGGUCCAUGGAAGAAAAAUUAUAAACGAAUAAUCAGAAUUUGAAAUCGCUUUAUGGAUUAUGGCGUUUAUUACGUUUUUGUAUCAGUUAAUUACAAAAAGAUUGGGAAUAGUUUGGCUUUUUGUUAGAUUUUCUAUGAUAUCAUAUUUUUGGCAGUUCUUCUAACUACCUAGAUAGAUAACAUCAGCUAGGUAGAGGAGUAAUGAGAAAAGAAAACUAGGUUCACAACUGUUGUUGAAUUUUAUUCUCUUUUACACUUUCAUUGCUAUUGAGUCUUACUACAAUUAUUGUGGUUAUAUUUUGAUUGGACUCUUUGGAUAUUUGGCAAUAGUUGAUAUUAUUAUUGGCUUUUUUUAGUUUACUUAAUACCUUUGUUACAGUUCAUCUAUUCCAAAAAGUGAAAACUAAAUUUGGGAAGGGAAGUUACUUGAUGGCAUUCCUCAAAUCUUAGAUAAUAAAAUACACUAAUAAGCAAAUACCUAACUUUUUGAAAUGACAAGAAGAUUACAAAAAAUAGCAGUAAUUGAUGAUGUAAACUCAACUUAUGAAUGA